UACUAUAAAUAGGCAAUGCAACAGCAGCAGAAGAACAAACACAGCCAGCGACUCUCCAGCACUACCAGCAAUUCUGAACCCGCAAAGCAACCAUUAUUUGUAAUUGAACUACUUAACGAGGACGGUAAAAGUUUAACUCAAAAGGAGAUGGUGAAACUGUUGCUGCUGCCAGCUGCUCUUUGGCUCCUUUUGGCCGUCAAUCAAUAUCGUUGCGACUCGCCCGUCGUCGUGGGAAAUUUCCGAAAUAAUGAAGAAACUCGAUCGAGUUCCAUCGGGAUGAAAGAUGACGUCAGCAGAAGAAUUGUCGCUGAUGAGCGUCGCAUGGAUCAGGACCGACGUUCAAUUUCUCAUCGUCAACAGGUCGAUGAGCGCUCAGCACUUGAUCGUCGUGAGGAACAAAAUCGAAUGGACGAGAGACGCUCGGAUGUCCGACGCCAAUUGGAGCGUCGCAUCGAUUCACAACGGGACGAAGAUCGUCGAGUGGAUCAGCUCCGUGACAAUGAAGAUCGACGAUCCGGCGAAAGGAGAAUGGAGGAACGUCGCGAUGUGGUCGACAAUCGACGAAAUGAAAAUCGAAACGACGAGCGUCGGGUCGCCGAACGCCGAGGAGAAGAGCGUCGAGAAGAUCGACGUGAAAUGGAGCGUCGGGUAGAGGAGCGCAGAGACGAGCGCGUCCAACAACGACGAAUGAGCGAAGAGCGUCGAUCAACUGAGGAAAGAAGAGAAGAACGUCGUCGUGUUGACGAUCGCAGAAUUGAAGGAGAAAAUUCAAACGAUCGCCGAUCAGAACAGCGUCGAUCCGUCGAUAAUCGACGAGAUGAAAGACGCCAAAUCGACGCCGACGAACGAGUUGAGCAACGCCGAACUGACGAGCGCAUCACGUCAAAUGACGACACUGAACGCCGAUCGGUCGAGGACAGACGCCAAGAAAGAAACAACGAGCGUCGUGAUGAACGCAGAAGCGAAGAACGUGAAAAUGAGGAGCGUCGAGAUGAUCGUCGUCGAGUCAGCGAGCGCCGAAAUUCAAACGAGCGAUCCCGCGAACAAGUUGAGCGUCGUGUCGAUGAGCGUCGCAUCUCUGAGUUACAAGUCGAACCCCUCGAGACCAAGAAUCGAUUGGACGACAGGAUGACUCGUCGAGAUGUUCGUGUUAUCACCAAAGGAGAUGAGUCAGUCCUUUUCGAACCGACCGAUUCCCUUUUUGAUUUAGUUAAGAAUAAAGUAGUCGACACUGAUUGGGUGUCGUCAGUUUCCAUCGGGUUCGUUACUGUCGCCGCCUUGGCCAUGCAACAGCAACGCUCUGUCAAAGUUGCUUAAACGUUUAUCUCUAAUGAUAUUGCUGUCUUAUUAACUGUACUACACUGUAACACGUUACUUGAUAUUUGGUUCUUCACUCAUGGAUAUACUACUGUCAUGAUUUGGUGUUAAAUAUACUCUCUAUAAGCAUUCAAA
Messenger RNA from Daphnia pulex (common water flea), 1452 nucleotides. Its product is annotated as trichohyalin-like. The coding region runs from base 16 to 1317 and encodes 433 amino acids. The record is from RefSeq and is a predicted model, not a curated record. The transcript has 2 exons. Lineage: Eukaryota; Metazoa; Arthropoda; Branchiopoda; Diplostraca; Daphniidae.